AGUUUCGUGUUCAACAUCUUUCCUAUUUCAAAGAUUGCUAGAAUAAUCGGAUGUUUGUUUAUUUUUACAAGAUCUGAUUCAAAGUUAUUGCAUAAUUUGGCAAACAUUCCUUUAUCAUCGGAACAUCUUUAGUUAGAUUAAAUAACCUGAUUCUAGUGUAGAUCUGGAUGGUAACUUUUAACAUGCAGUCGCUAGUGAAAAUGGAGAAAUCGUUACUUUUCCAAUUGCAUUUCAUAGGAAUAAUAAUCUUAAUUUUUCUGUCCGGGACUUCAGCAAUAAAUGAAAAGGACAAAGUGGUUGAUGCUCCCCUACUCGAUACCGAAAAAGGAACUCUGGUUGCAACGAUUGAUAUGUCCAGUGCCAAUGACCGUAUCAAAGCAUACAUAUCGGAAGCUAUUGAAAUGAAAAUGUCAGAAUUGUUUAAAAUGAAAUUACAAGAGGUUUUUGGUGCUUUGAAAAUAGACCAGGAUCUGAAACUGUACAUUGAAAAUGUGAAAGCAAAUCUAUCAUUAGAAAACGAGAUUAAAAAGUAUGUUGACGGUUUGAAACAGAAAGUGCCCGACAAUAUAUCUGAAGAAGAAUGCAGUGUUCCAUACCGUCGGGUGGGCAAAGGAUGUUAUCUUAUACAAAUAGAUAAAGUAUCCGGUGAUGCUGCUUUUGCAAAAUGCUUACAACUGGGAGCUUACCUAGCGAACUUUGAAACCAUCAACGAGGCAAUGUUAAUGCAGUUCGAACUCGUAAGAAUGAACACAGGUGUGCACUACUAUAUCGGCGGACGAAAUAUCAAUAGAUAUAAGCAAGAUGGUGAUUGGAGAUGGAUAAAAAAGAACGGAGAGAUGGUCCAGAUGAAGUACUUUGCAUUUGAUAAAGGAGAACCAAAUGGAAUUAAUAGCGCUCCACAGGAUUGCAUGUUUUUCUAUGCCUCUAGAAAAUACAAGUUCCAUGCCGUCUGGUGCGAAAACGGAAACUUGCUUGGUGGUUAUAUUUGCCAAAAGUAGAUUAUAAUUUAAACACUUUUUUAUAUGAUAAUAUCAUAUUAAAGGAAGAAGUUUUGCUAAAAUUUAGUGUUACAACUCAGAUUAUUAAAGUGCAGUACUAAGUUUG
Messenger RNA from Mytilus californianus (California mussel), 1104 nucleotides. RefSeq lists its product as uncharacterized. The record is from RefSeq and is a predicted model, not a curated record. NCBI's taxonomy places the organism in Eukaryota, Metazoa, Mollusca, Bivalvia, Mytilida, Mytilidae. The transcript has 4 exons. Bases 168 to 998 code for a protein of 276 amino acids.